AUGGCGAGGAAAACCCGUGUGGAUGGCACCGUUUCCCUCAGCAGCAAGUCCGUGGUGGCACCUGAGCAAGAGCAGAGCCUUUGGCACCUCUUACAGCGCGUGCCGCCGCUGCCCGGGGGCCGUGGCCGGGCCGUUGCGGCGGGCGGGGAUGAGUGCUGGCUCCCGCCGGCUCCCCAGCGCCCCCGCCGCCGCCGCAGCCCCGGCCAGACGCAGCGCGGUCGAGAGGCGACGACACGGCAGCCUCCUCCCGCAGCCGCCGCCUGGCGCCGCAACCGCCGGACAGGAGCAGCUGGAGGCCGAGAUCAUCCCUGCCACACACUUGGACUGCACAGCAAUGGGUUAAACUGGGAAGAAAAGGAUGAUUUUGGUAGUUUUGCAGACAAGACCUACGAGUGGAGCUCCGAGGAGGAGGAAUCCGUGAGGAAGGCAGGACCAGUGCAGGUCCUCAUUGUCAAGGAUGACCAUUCCUUUGAGCUGGAUGAGGCCGCCCUGAACCGCAUCCUGCUCUCCGAGGCUGUCAGGGACAAAGAGGUCGUGGCCGUGUCCGUCGCCGGAGCCUUCAGGAAAGGCAAAUCCUUCCUGAUGGACUUCAUGCUGCGGUACAUGUACAACAAGGAUGCUGUGGACUGGGUUGGAGAUUACAACGAGCCCCUGACUGGUUUCUCCUGGAGAGGAGGAUCUGAGCGGGAGACCACCGGCAUUCAGAUAUGGAGCGAGGUUUUCCUGGUGGACAAGCCCGACGGGACAAAGGUCGCGGUGCUGCUGAUGGACACGCAGGGGACCUUUGACAGCCAGUCCACCCUGAGGGACUCAGCCACUGUGUUUGCCCUCAGCACAAUGAUCAGCUCCAUCCAGGUUUAUAACUUGUCCCAGAAUGUGCAGGAGGAUGAUCUGCAGCACUUGCAGCUUUUCACCGAGUAUGGCCGGCUGGCCAUGGAGGAGACAUUCCAGAAGCCUUUCCAGUCCCUUAUAUUCCUGGUUCGUGACUGGAGCUUCCCUUAUGAAUUUUCCUAUGGAUCUGAUGGUGGGGCAAGAUUUUUGGAGAAGCGACUGAAGGUGUCAGGAAAUCAGCACGAGGAGCUGCAGAACGUCAGGAAGCACAUCCAUUCCUGCUUCACCAAGAUCUCCUGCUUCCUCUUACCUCACCCGGGCCUCAAAGUUGCCACCAACCCGAAUUUCGAUGGGAAACUGAAAGAAAUAGACGAUGAGUUCAUCAAGAACUUGAAGAUUUUGAUUCCUUGGCUUCUUAGUCCUGAGAGCCUGGAUGUUAAGGAGAUCAAUGGAAACCAUAUCACCUGUCGAGGCCUUGUGGAGUAUUUUAAGGCAUACAUAAAGAUCUACCAAGGGGAAGAGUUGCCACACCCCAAGUCGAUGCUGCAGGCCACAGCAGAAGCCAACAAUUUAGCAGCAGUUGCCACUGCCAAAGACACCUACAGCAAGAAGAUGGAAGAGGUGUGCGGGGGGGACAAGCCCUUCCUGGCGCCCAGCGACCUGCAGAGCAAACACGCCGAGCUGCGGGAGGAGGCGGUGCGGCUGUUCCGGGGCGUGAAGAAGAUGGGAGGGGAGGAGUUCAGCCGCAGGUACCUGCAGCAGCUGGAGGGGGAGAUCGACGAGCUCUACAUCCAGUACAUCAAGCACAACGACAGCAAGAACAUCUUCCACGCCGCCCGCACCCCGGCCACGCUCUUCGUCGUCAUCUUCAUCACCUACGUCAUCGCCGGCGUCACCGGCUUCGUGGGCCUGGACAUCAUUGCCAGUCUGUGCAACAUGAUCAUGGGCUUGACACUUAUCACACUCUGUACCUGGGCUUAUAUCAGAUACUCUGGGGAGUACAGAGAACUGGGAGCAGUAAUAGACCAAGUGGCCGCAGCCUUGUGGGACCAGGGAAGCACGAAUGAGGCCUUGUACAAACUGUACAGCGCGGCCGCGACCCACAGGCACCUGUACCACCACGCCUUCCCCGCCCCGCGCGCCGAGCCCGACGGCCCCGACAGGAAGAAGGUGUGAAUCCCAGCACGCUCCCGCCGAUGCAUGACGGAGGUGGUGCCGCCACCUCCUCCUCGGAUCCAAGCCCUCACCCUCGUUGUCCACCCCAGACGCCGCCGGG
Messenger RNA from Manacus vitellinus (golden-collared manakin), 2107 nucleotides. RefSeq names its product atlastin GTPase 1 (gene ATL1). Gene Ontology annotation, molecular function: GTP binding; GTPase activity. Lineage: Eukaryota; Metazoa; Chordata; Aves; Passeriformes; Pipridae. The transcript is spliced from 16 exons. Bases 1 to 2007 code for a protein of 668 amino acids. Gene Ontology annotation, biological process: protein homooligomerization; endoplasmic reticulum organization. The record is from RefSeq and is a predicted model, not a curated record.